This is a messenger RNA of Chondrus crispus (carragheen), 1242 nucleotides long. RefSeq lists its product as hypothetical. Bases 1 to 1242 code for a protein of 413 amino acids. The transcript has a single exon. Lineage: Eukaryota; Rhodophyta; Florideophyceae; Gigartinales; Gigartinaceae. The record is from RefSeq and is a predicted model, not a curated record.
AUGAUGCUUUUCACUGUUAUUUGUUUAGCUUACCUGUGCCGCAAUGCAGGCGGGGUACCUAUUGCCCGGGCAAUGGGAUGUGGAACAGGCACAGGGCUACCACUUGAAAAGAGAGUCUUCUGCUGCGAGCACUUCAAUCUUGACUGCCCGCAAAUUGAUCCCAACGAUUCUUUAUGGAGAAAUCACAUGACUGAUGACACGAAAUCAACGAGCGAUUAUAUGAAUUUGCACGCGCAUAAGCUUGUACAAAUUCGAACUCUUGGAGAGCGUUGUGUUCGGAAAGAAGAUAAGUGUGCGGUAGGAUUGAUCUGCAAAGGAGGAUUCUGUCUCCGGGAAAGGACAAAACAUCACCUGAGAGAUCUCAUGAACAGAGGAAAGUUGGUAGAACAAGAGGAAAGAGGACAUCUAGAUCCUGGGACUGACUUGGAACAAUCUGAUCCUCUUCCAGCUCAAAAGGGUUUGAUAUUAAAAGGACAAGCAGUGAAGGCCAGAGCAUCCGAACUCUCAGAAGACAUGGACGCCGCUGAGGUUUCAGAUGAAUUGGAAAAUUCAGAAUGGCAGCCACCCACCAGACAUAUUUCGAAUCCCAGGCGAACCCCGACGCCAGGGAGAGCAUCAACUCUGAGUGAUGAAAGAAAAAUGGGUAGUAGCCUCGUAACUAAGAGCAAUCCAGAACUCAUUCAGAAUGUUGCAGUUCAUGGACAGGCUGUAAGAGCAAGUGAUUUCUCAAGUAAGGAUGAUUUAGAAGACCGUCAAUUGUCCAGAGACUCAUUUCCGAAGACACCCCCCAGUCCCCAGGAUGAAAACAAGAAGAAAGGAGUUCUUCCAAAACAAAAAAGUCCCCAAUCCCAAGAUACGCAAAUGGAGGAAGAAGAUGAACUGGCAGCCAAUAUUGCAGACUUUCUUACGACGAAGCUCGGUGUUUCCUUAGACUUUAAGGAAAUGCAUGACAUCAGGGAGCUGAUCGCGGGGACAUUGGAUGAAAGAGCUGAACGUGAAGAUGAAGUUGUCGAAAAUAUUGAACAGAACUUAGCGGAUAUUCAAAACGCCAACGGGGAGUCAACUCUAACAGCCCCUGAUACCGGAUCCAUGCGUCCGACAAGAAAAAACUACAAAACACGUUACGAGCCGCUGUCACAAUGCGAUGCAGAUGCAGAUUCAGGCAAUGCCAAAAGAAAGAUUUCCCAACGGAUUGCCAAUCUGAAAAGAAAGCCAGAGGGUGCCAUCCAUCUCAGCUUGUAG